This is a messenger RNA of Frieseomelitta varia, 9985 nucleotides long. It is a transcript of the gene trio, whose product is annotated as triple functional domain protein. Lineage: Eukaryota; Metazoa; Arthropoda; Insecta; Hymenoptera; Apidae. The transcript has 35 exons. Gene Ontology annotation, cellular component: cytoplasm. Bases 254 to 9775 code for a protein of 3173 amino acids. Gene Ontology annotation, molecular function: protein kinase activity; guanyl-nucleotide exchange factor activity; ATP binding. Gene Ontology annotation, biological process: protein phosphorylation; axon guidance. The record is from RefSeq and is a predicted model, not a curated record.
CGAGGAGAUCAUUGAAAAUUUCUCGUUCAUACCAGUUCGAAUAUGGCAGACUGGCAUUGGCAGGUAGUAGUUUCGAAGUUUAGGAUUUAUCGUGAAUGUACAAGUUUUAAUGCCGGUGAAUAAACAAUAUGAAUCGCAACGCGUUUUAUUCAAAAGAUAUGUGCAUAGUAGAAAUAAGAAAGCUGAAACGAGCGAAAUUUCAUCGAAUUGAUCUUUCACACGGGUGCAACUUGACCAAAUAAAAGUGAAAGAAAUGGAUGGAACGAGAGCUGCUGAGGUUCUACCUUUGCUUCAAGAACGUCUGGCUAUUCUGCCAGGUGGUCGGGAUCGUAGAGGUGGACCGGUGCUUGUAUUUCCUACUACACCGAGACGCGAAAGAGCUAAACCUGAAGAUUACAGACGCCUUUUGCAAUAUCUAUUGACUGUGCCGAGCGAUGAAGCCAGAGGUUUACGCUUCACUGUCAUUGUGGAUAUGCGUGGUGCAACUUGGGAUUCUGUCAAGCCAAUUCUAAAGGUGUUACACGAACAUUUUCAUCGAUCAGUUCAUGUUGCUUUUAUCAUCAAACCUGAAAAUUUCUGGCAGAAACAACGAACGUCGUUGGCUAAACAAAAGAAAUAUAAUUUCGAAAUAAAUACAAUAAGUUUAGAAGCAUUGACAAAGGUGAUCGAUCCGUCACAGUUGACCGCGGAUUUAGAUGGAUCGCUACAAUAUGAUCAUGCACAAUGGAUCGACACGAGACUAGCUGUAGAAGACUUUACGUGGCAGGCAGCUGACCUUCUCGAUAGAUUAGACGACCUACAGGAAGAUCUGAGUCGAAAUGAUUUUGCGGACGACGUGACUGGUGCGAAACACGGAAUUGAUUUGCAUAACGAAAUGAAAAAAAAGAUCAUGAAGGUUCCAGUGGAAGAAAUUGAAGUUGUUGGUCAGCGUCUCUUGCAACGUUUCGAUAGUAGUAUAGCGGCAAGCAGUGGCGAAGGUGGUAGUAUAGAGAGCGGGGCAGCUGGUGGUGCGGAUCCGGAUGGACGAGCUCUGGCAGCACUAGUAAUUCAGCAUUUAGAUUCUGUGCAUGCCGCGCAACAACGUCUUUUACAGUUGUGGCAUAUUAAAAAGAUGAAAUUGGAUCAGUGUUUUCAAUUGAGACUUUUCGAACAAGAUUGCGAGAAAAUGUUUGAUUGGAUCUGUCACAACAGAGAAGGAUUUUUGGCGAAUUACGUCGAAAUUGGACGUUCUUAUCAACUGGCAAAAAAUUUGCAGGAAGAACAUAAACAUUUCACUAUGAGUUCUAUGAAUGUUUAUGUGAAUAUAAAUAAGAUUUUAACCAUGGCCAGUCGUUUGCUCGAAACUCAACAUUAUGCUGCUGGACACGUUAGAGCAGUAGCCGGCCGAUUGGAUCGAGCUUGGAAAGAAUUUGCGGCAGGACUUGAUGAACGUACUGCAGUUUUGAGUUUGAGCGUUGUAUUUCAUCAUAAGGCGGAGCAGUAUGUCGACAGCGUUGCAGGAUGGAGUCAAGCUUGCGAUGCUGGAAAUCUACCUAAUGAAAUACCAAUCUUAGAAUCUCACAUACGACAACACCAAACUCUUUAUGAAGCGAUGUGUCAAGCUUACACAGAGGUAUAUGACGCGUAUCAGGCACUUUUGAGCGGACUAGGCUCGAUGCUGCAAGUUUGUCACGGCUUCGGUUCGACGCACGGUUCGAGCUCGGAUAUGAGUUUUUGCAUCGAUUAUGUGCAUAGUACCAGUAAGAAGCUUCUUUAUCAACUGGAUCAUCUCGUGCAAGUCUGUAAUCAGCCGCAAGGGAUAGACCAUACAGCCAGAAAACAUAGUCAAGAUGGACACGGCAUCGAUGGACAUUCCGGUAUGAGUGGAAAUCCAGCUGCGGAUUAUAGUGAAGGUGCGUCCCACGUAUUGGCGGUAAUACAUCAGAUCUUGGGUCAUCACAGAGCGUUGGAAGCUCGUUGGCAUGCUCGAAAAGUCAAACUGCAUCAACGACUUGCGUUAAGAUUAUUUCAAGAAGAUGUGAAGCAAGUUUUAGAUUGGUUAACUAAUCAUGGCGAAGUUUUCAUCAGAAAGAACACAGGAGUGGGUCGAAAUCUUCAAAAAGCAAGAGUGUACCAGAAAAGUCACGAACAUUUUGAAAAUGUCGCUCAGAAUACCUAUACAAAUGCUACUAAACUACUUACCGCUGCUCAAGAAUUGGCACACACUGGUGAGUGUGCUGCCGAUGAAAUAUACGCUGUAGCGCAAGAAUUAGAAGCUCACGUUAGUAGCUUUGCAGCAAGGGUUGAACAACGUCGCCGAAGAUUGGAUUUGGCGGUUGUGUUUUAUACGCAUGAAAAAGAGUUGAGUGGUUGGGUUGACGAAUUGCGACAAGAAUUGCAACAAGACGAAGUAGCGGAGAAUCUGGAAACGGCAGAAAGACUGCUGGAACAGUGUGCGCAACAUCGAGCCUCCUGUAUGGAGGCUUGUGCAUCGACUAUUGUUCAGGGCGAAGCAUUGCUUCGAGAACUUCGAGAAUCUACCGAUGCUCCUGAUACUACGGGCUCUAUAUCUGCGGUAGAAGCUGCCCUAGAUAGGUUAGCAGGCUUGAGGCAAGAAUUAGAAGAUUUAUGGGCUACGAGAAAAUUGAGACUGGAACUGUGUCUACGAUUACGCGUAUUCGAAAGAGAUGCUUUAGAAGCGAGUGGUCAGUUGGAGAUGUGGGCACAAGAAUUACAAGGUCCACCUCGAGAAGGUUCCCCCGAGCAACUGUUGCGUGUACACAACGAUGGUGUUGCUCAUAUGCAAAAUACUGCUUUUCAGGUUCUGCAACAAGGUCAAGAACUCGCUCAGGUAUUGGAACAAGCAGGAGUUUGCAUAAUGGCAGACGGGCAACACAGUGCUACGUCGAGAGUACAAGUGCUUCUCGAAUUCUUAAACGAAAGGGAAAUGGACGCAGAAGAUUUGGCAGAGAUGAGAAGAGUUCGUUUGGAGCAAGCCUCUCAAUUGGUACAACUACAAACUGACGCUACACAUGUAGCCAAUUGGAUUCGCAAUGGAGAAGCUAUGCUGUUAGCUUCCUUGAGAGUUCCGGAAAACCUACAAGAUGCAGAACAGCUUCGUUUGGAACACGAACAAUUUCAAGUUGCUAUAGAAAAAACACAUACCUCGGCUGUUCAGGUGAAACACCGAGCAGAUGCGUUAGUAAGUGCGAAUCACUAUGAUCCAAAGAGUAUAAGAGAAGUGGCGGAGGAUGUGACUAAAAGAUGGCAACAACUAGUAACGUGUGCAGAGGAAAGACAUAAGCUAGUAACUGCUAGCAUUAAUUUUUAUAAAACGGCGGAACAAGUUCGUUCCGUAUUAGAUAGCCUCGAACGUGAAUACAAAAGGGACGAAGAUUGGUGUGCUUCUGGCGAAAAGACAACACAAGUACCGACGCUUGUCGGCAAACAUCAAGAACAAAAGGAAGCAUUUUUGAAAGCGUGCACGUUGGUACGACGAACCGCAGAGACAUUUCUCAAAUAUACAAAUCGCAGUCUUCAAUUUUAUAGUUAUCAAGCGAACAGCGCCGGUUCUGAGAAUAAAGUUAAAAAUAUUUUGGAAGAGUUACUUAGUAAAGAAAAUCGCGUGCUCGAGUAUUGGACACAGCGUAAGAAACGACUGGACCAGUGUCAUCAAUAUGUUUUGUUCGAGCGCAGUGCUAAACAAGCUCUAGAAUGGAUUAGAGAAACGGGUGAAUUGUAUUUAGCCACACAUACUAAUGUAGGCAAAAAUCGCAUCGAAAAUGAACAGUUGUUGCGGGAGCACAAUGAAUUCAAAGGAGCUGCGAAGGAAACACGAGAAAGGGUGAAGCUGUUGAUUCAACUUGCUGAUAAUUUAGUCGAGAAAGGGCAUGCUCAUGCAGCCGCGAUCAAACAGUCUGUGGCCGAAGUGGAUCAACGAUACAAAGACUUUAGUACGCGCAUGGAUUGCUAUAAAACUCAAAUCGAAGAAGAUCUUGGAAUUCAAUCUGAUGAUGGUCAAAAAGAUCUUUCCAUCGAUCGCAAUUCCGAUCCUCUGCUCGAGGAAAAAAUUAAAGGGAAAGAUCUGAAGGAAUUGAACGAAGAGAAAAGAAGAUCAGCAAGAAGAAAAGAAUUUAUAAUGGCUGAACUACUGCAAACAGAACGAACUUACGUAAAGGAUUUGGAAACUUGUAUUCGAUGUUUUUUGGAAGAGACACGAUGCGGUAAAGGAAACGUUCCAUCUGGUUUGCAAGGACGAGAGUCAAUAAUUUUUAGCAAUAUGGAAGAAAUUCAUCAAUUUCAUAGUAACAUAUUUCUUCGUGAGCUGGAAAAGUACGAGACUAUGCCAGAAGAUGUUGGGCAUUGUUUCGUCACGUGGGCUCCUAAAUUUGAUAUGUACGUGACAUAUUGCAAAAAUAAACCGGAAAGUAAUCAAUUAUUAGUUACUCAUGGUGGAACAUGGUUUGAAGAAUUGCAAAGAAAACAUCGAGUUGAACAUCCGAUUGCAGCAUAUCUAAUUAAACCCGUGCAGCGAAUAACAAAAUAUCAAUUGUUGCUCAAAGAUCUUCAGGCUUGUUGUCAAGAAGGACAAGGAGAGAUAAAAGAUGGGUUAGAAGUAAUGUUAAAUGUGCCUAAGAAAGCAAACGAUGCCUUACAUUUGAGCAUGCUGGAAGGUUGUGAUGUAAGAAUAGAUACACUAGGCGAUGUAGUGCUGCAAGACUCUUUUACAGUUUGGGAUCCUAAACAACUGAUUAGAAAAGGCAGGGACCGGCACAUAUUUCUGUUUGAGUUGUACCUAUUGUUUAGCAAAGAGGUGAAAGAUUCAGCUGGAAAGGUGAAGUACAUUUACAAAAGUCGUUUGAUGACUUCCGAACUGGGCGUGACCGAACAUAUCGAAGGUGACGAAUGCAAGUUCGCCGUUUGGACAGGUCGAGCACCAACUAGCGAUACACGUGUCGUUCUUCGAGCUAAUUCUAUGGACGCCAAACAGUUGUGGGUGAAAAGACUACGCGAGGUUAUUCAGGAAACGUAUUUCAGUUUGAGUAUGCCCAAGAGUCCUGCGAAAAAGAGUUCGAGUCAACGUUCUAGCAGAGAUCUCGAAGAAUGUGCAUCUUUGGACGACAGCGUUGAAAAUUUAGAUAGAAAUUCCUUGGCAUCGUUUGGUUCCACCAACACUACGGAUUCCGAUAAGACUGGUGUUGCCGAAGUGACUUGGGUUAUAGCCGAUCACUCCGCGGCGCCUGGAUCUAAGGAAUUGACAGUAACGAAGGGUCAACAAGUCGAAGUAUUGGAAAAUGGAAGUAACAUUAGCGGUGUGAAUACAUCCGAAUGGACCCACGUACGUUUACUGGUCGCCCCGGGACAAGUUGAUCCUCCGCCAGAAGGAUUGGUUCCUACUAGUGCGCUUAAGCAGCCUCCGCCUGUCUCUACUAAAACUUCACCGUCUAGAAAAAUUACAGGGCAACAACAACAACAACAGCAACAACAACAACAACAACAGCAGCAGCAGCAGCAACAACAACAACAACAACAAUCAUAUUAUCAUCAACAAUCAAACAAUCAAAUUCAAACUGCUACGUCUAGCGGAGGAAGUGCAAGUGCAUCGUCCAGUGCCACAGGACUACCUUCGGGAUCUUCGUCGUCGUCGUCGUCCGUCGCAACAGGCGUAGCACCGAGUGGUGCGUUGUCCAUUCAAAAUGUGCCACCGACUUCUGCAUUGCCAGACGAAACAGAAAAUAUUAUUGCCGCAACUGCUACCGCAAACGAUGGAAGUAAUCCUGCGAACACGAAUUCUCCAGGCAACAAAAGACGCGGUUUUAGCAGAAGAAAGUGGCUGCCUCCGCCGUUGCGUAAACUUAGCCAAGGUAAAGUCGAGAAAUCACCACCGACUACGACGCCGACAGCGACACCGACAGCCGCGACGACGUCAACCGCUGUCUCGAUCGUAUCGACGUCCUCCGAUCGAUCUUCUCUGAAAAAGAACGUUUCGGAAAAACGGUUUAAAUUGCCAAGUGGUGCCGAGCAGUCUCGACCUUCGAGAGCCGCUUCCGUUUCGAUCUCUGCGUUAACGACCGCGACCGCGUCUAUGCGCGUGUCUGCCUCCGUUUCGGAGGCGGACCUCGACGCCGAGCUUCAACCAGGAAUCGAAGGAGCAGAAGAGGAGGAAGGAGAAACCGAACAAUCGGAACCCGAGUUGGAAGAGGAUGCGGUACCGGAACCCGAUGACGUCGAGGCUUUGACCUAUUCCGAACAAAACGGAGCGGACGAUGCCGAGGACGAACUGGAACUUCCCCCGCCGAUGAAGCCCAUCACUGAACCAAUACUCGUGGCGACUGCCAACGGAUCAUCGGCAUCUGCAAUCACAACGGAAACCUGUGGAAAAUCUCGAACGUCUGAGCGCUCGACAAAAAUUCUCGACGGUGCCACGACGGCCGAUUUAGCUGAAAUUGAACAGAUCGUGAAAGAAAGGAUGGAACAACAUACGGAAAAUCAAGAGAGACAAAGCCUGAUGCGAACGCCCAGUGGUAAAAGUUCGAAUGUUGGUAUCGGUGGGGAUGACGAUUAUAACGAAGGUAACCUCUCGACUGCGAUAACUAUCGCUGCCACGACAAUUACAGCAGCGGCAACAACAAUGACAACAGCGGCAAUGAUGACAGCGACGACGACGACAAUGACGACAAUGACGACAAUGACGACGACGACGACGACGACGAUGACGACGAUGACGACGAUGACGAUGACGACGGGGACAACUACAACGACAACGACAACGGCAAAGACAGCAACAACGAGUAGCAGCCCUAUUCAUGGGAAUUUGGAGGAAUGCGAUGUGGAAAGUGCAGCAGUGACGCAACGACAAUUCGUUAUUCGAGAAUUAGUGGAAACGGAAAAAGAUUAUGUAAAUGAUCUGAAGCAAAUAGUCGAAGGAUAUAUGUCGUUGAUGCGAGAUCCUGAGUCUGAAAUACCAUUGCCGGACGACCUACGUGGUGGAAAAGAUAAAAUGGUUUUCGGCAAUAUAGAGGCGAUCUACGAAUGGCAUAGAGAUUUCUUUCUGAAGGCGUUGGAACGUUGUCUGGAACGGCCGGAAGAACUCGGACCGCUGUUUAAACGAUACGAAAGAAAGUUGCACAUGUACGUUGUUUAUUGUCAAAACAAACCAGUCUCCGAGUAUAUUGUUUCCGAGUACAUAGACACUUAUUUCGAGGACUUGAGACAAAAGCUCGGACAUCGGUUACAAUUAUGUGACCUUUUAAUUAAACCAGUUCAGAGGAUCACGAAAUAUCAGCUUCUUCUUCGAGACGCAUUAAGACUUACCGAACGAACUCAAAGAAUGUCGGAAAUCGAAGGGCUUAGAGCUGCGGUUCAUGUGAUGCGUAUUAUUCCAAAAGCAGCCAAUGACAUGAUGGACGUUGCGAGACUCCAAGGUUUCGACGGAAAGAUCACAGCUCAAGGGAAGUUGUUGUUGCACGGACCACUUCUAGUAUCGGAAUUUUCCUCAAAUUUACCGAGUAAGGAAAAAGAAUGGCAAGUCUUCCUCUUCGAACAAAACAUUAUUUUUAGCGAGGCUGUCGGUAAAAAGACACAUUUUACAAAUCCCGUCUACAUUUACAAGGCUCAUAUCCAGGUGAACAAAAUGAGCUUACAAAAUCCUUACGACGACCCGGAAAAGUUUAUAAUUCGCUCGACGGAUCCUCGAAAACCUGGCCUUGCAUUCUCUUGUAGCGCGGUAGAAGAAAAUGGGCCGCGGAAGCAGGAAUGGGUAGAUACGAUCACUGCCAUCCUGCAAACCCAACGUGACUUUCUCAAGGCGAUACAGUCGCCGAUUGCCUACCAAAAGGAACUUACCAAAGAUCCAUUUCGUGGCGUGAGUCCGGACUCUCCGUGUCGAGGAAGUGUACUUUCAACGACUGCUGCAACAACAACAACAACAACAGUGCCAAACGUAUUUAAAACAAACGAAGACUGGAGAAACGAAAUGGCCGGUGCUGCUACUUCGAAAACACUAGCCACAGCUAUGGCUGUAGCAGCCACGGGAACAGCAACAGCAACAACAUCGGUUUUACACCGACCUCGUGCUGGAGCCAUGGAUCAGGAUUCUUCUUUGCAAACACAGUCGAGCCCUAGCAAAGGCAGACUGAAUUUUUUCGAAGGAUUCAGAACCACCCUUCGACCUCGAUCGCCUGUUCGCAACAACACUAUCCCGAUCGUUCCAGGGAGCAGAGUAAGAUUAACGGCAGAUUGGGGGAAAUUACACGCCGGAGAAGAGUUGGAGAUCUUUGGUGUGGACGGUCCAGGGCUGAUCGUCUGCCCGGUAAUUGGGAAAAAGGAGGAGGAAUUCUGGAUACCGGCGAGUCUCGUUCCGAAUUCAUCCAUCAGCCGCGCAUGGUCUUUCCGUCCGCGAAGAAUCGAUUCGGAGAGUUCGGGAGAGAGCGUCCAUCUUCCGCAAGAUGUACAUGCGGAAGAGAACGGUCCUCCCGCGAUCUUGACUAUUCCAUGUUCGAUCAGGGCGACGGCCGGUGGCGUGGCUCGACUGGUGCUGGAAGUUCGUCGGGUGGAACGUGCACUCGUCCGUUGGAGAAAGGAGGGGCAACGAUGUGACAUCACCGAGGGAACCGAUCGAUAUCGACUUUUCCGAACGAACGAUUCCCUUUGUCUCGAAAUUGCUCCUUGCCUUCCUUCUGAUUCUGGUGUUUACCACUGUUACGUCCAACAUGAAACGGGUUCUUGUUCAGCAAAAAUUCCCCUUCGUAUUAUAGGUAUCGACACGACAAAUGCUUGGUAUAUGGAUACGAUCGAAUGCGAUCGAAUGCGAGCCAACGGAUUGACCGUAAACGAAAGUUUAAGCUCGUCGAUCGUUGCGUUGCCAAAUUUGAACAAGAGAUCAACCAACGACGUAGAAAUUGAACAGUUUGCCGGCAAAUACGUCGAGCUGGAAGAGCUAGGAACCGGCAGAUUCGCCAAAGUGUGCUGUGCGAGGGAGAAAGGAUUCAAUCGAGAAGUAGCGUUGAAACAGAUAUCUCGGGCGAAGCAACCGCUCUCGCUAACGCGUGCCGAGUACGAUCUUCUCAGAAGCAUACGUCACGAUAAUAUCGUCCGAGCGUUUGCGCUCUUCGAGGAUACACCUCAGCCGGAUGUCGAUACUAUCGUUUUGGAGCUGGUCAAGGGUUCCACGUUGUUCGCCUAUCUUGGCCAACAGGUUGAGUACACGGAAGCAACUGUGGCAAGGUACACCGGCCAAUUGUUGUCGGCGUUGCAGUGGCUACACUCGCGUAAACAAGCUCAUUUAGACCUAAAGCCGGAAAAUAUUCUGAUCGAUAACGAGACAGAUGUUGUAAAACUGAUAGAUUUCGGCGAAGCUGUCAGAGCGGUACCAUUGGACGAGGUGGUCCCUCCUGUUGAUUUGGAAUUUGCAGCUCCGGAAUUGGUUCUUGGUAAACCGACCGGAUCAUACACCGACAUGUGGGCUAUCGGUGUUUUUCUAUAUGUACUGUUAAGCGGGCUUUCACCUUUCUUGGACGAUUCCAUCGAGGAAACUACCGCAAACAUACUCAAGUGCGAUUUUUGUUUUCCCGACGAGUAUUUCAAGGAGAUAUCAACCAACGUGAAACAUCUUCUUGAAACGUUGCUCCGUUUACGUGGAGAAGAUAGAGCGACCGCUCAAUUGGCAUUAACAUCGCCUUGGUUCGAGAUAACGAUUGGCGCCAUUAUCCCAUCCUCCCGAAUGAUUGCAUUUAUCGACCGCCGUGCUCAUCGCUCAAAAUCUCAUCAGGAUCGGAAUAGCACUUUUUCUUCUUGAAUCAGUAUCGUUCGCAAAAGAUAUAUAUUUAUUUACUGAUUGAUUUUAAAAGCUCUCGGUCGAAUUCGGCUGAUUGUAAAUAAUGAACAAUUGUGACUCGCUGUUGCAUUCGCGCACCUUUCGAUCGUCUCACAUCUGCCAUACAAGCCCAUACACACGAUCCGUGAAAAUGUACAUUUAUACGCGCAUAUUAAACCUAUCUACACACGU